AGGUAGGAGUAUUAGAAAAUGCCAUUAUGGAGAAGAAGCGUCAAGUGGAGCGCUUGGUUCAAGAGAUGAAGGAAGCCAACCUCCAGAGUCUCACAGGCAGUGUGGAUGAAUUGCGGCAUCCCUUGGAUGGAUUAUGUAAGGCUGGAAAUACCCGCAGAAUAAUUGGUUCUCCGAGACAAUUGGAAAAUGCUGCUCCCACCAAUAAAAAUCCUCAUGGAGUAUGGGUUUAAAACAAGUUUCAAAGUAUUUUACAGUAUUUCAAAUUAAUGUGAGAUUUUUUCAAAUCUUUUAUGCAAGAGCAAUUUUUUAAAAUUCACCAAGAGGACAUGAGUACAUAAACAAAUGACAUGACUACGUAAAUAAUUAUAUAUUUUGUAAAUAUUUGCAACUAGUAUGUAGAUAGUGUUGCAGCACGCAACUCUUUAAAUAUAUUUACGUUGCGAUUUUCGAUAUAUUUUUAUAGUAAACAACCUCACAGCAAGUGCACAAAAUUUUAUUGUUAUUAAAAGUGUAAGUAGUGAUCCGCGGGAACUCUUGAAGUUAGAUUUUGUUCUUACCAAUCCGAUGCAUACGCUAUAUCUUCAUGUUUUAUACCUUAAAUGUAUUAAAGGGUAAUGUUGACUUCUUCAGAAAUUCCAUGUAAAAUUUUCAUUGUGUACUAAAUCACAGUCACAAGAAAAAUAUUUUAGUUAAUAUGAAAAUUUAUCAAGGUAAUUGUAAUUAGUUGAUUCACUAGAAAAACUGCCAUAAUAUAUUUAUGUAUGAAAUACUAGUACUUUAAUAACUUCGUCCAUUUAUAUACUUGCUCCUAAAUCACGCCAAGAAAUCAUAUCACGGAUUCGCUCUAUGCAAACGAUUCUUAAAAUUUACAAUAUUCACACGUUUUCUGCACUCGACGAAACAUUCCAUUAUGUUUUUGCUGUUUUACGUGUUGACGUGGUAGAGCCAUGCUGCAGGUCAACUCGACCGGUGAGAGACCACGCUCUCACGGAAUACCAGCGUAAAAUAAAUAGCAGCUUAUUGCUGCGUUGUUUCGCAUGCUGAGUGUAGAGAACCAGAGAUCCUUUCUUACAGGUAACGACUCAUUCCAUCUUAGUCCUCAGAGGUGAUUAAUGCAUCUGCAUGUUGAUUCUUAACCGAGGAUAGAUGAAGAUUUCCAUGGACCACAGAAUCCACUUACCAUCAGGUGGACUGUGUGCUCGUUUGUCACCCUUAUUCUAUACUAGCUGUUCCCCGCGACUUCCCCCGCGUGUAAUUUAGGUUUUUAAUUUUUUUUUGCGCCGAACCCUAAUUCUUUUUCUAAAACAAAUGUAACCUAAAUUACUCCUUAUAACAUCAGCUGUCUGCCAGUGAAAGUCCCAUCAAAAUCGGUCCAGCCGUUUCGGAGAUUAGCCGGAACAAACAAUAUUUUUUUUUAAUUUUGUUUUUGUUAUAAGUACCAUAUAUACUUUCAUAUGCAUUUAGUGAAAAGUUGUUAUUUUGACGUUACAAACAGACACUCCAAUUUUAUUUAUUUGAGUAGAUAAAAAAAGAUCUAUUGAGUACCAGAAAUCUUUCUUUGUAGUUUCUUUACGAAACUAUAUAGGCACAUUACUAACUUCUAACUCCGGGUCUGCAUUUUAAUAGUUACCAGAAUAAUCGCCAAGUUGUUUAAUAUAGGAUAUAUUAUACAACUUUGCGUUCCAUUAUUCUGUGUCGAGGUCCGUUGGUACUUAACAAUAAAACAAAAAAUUUACAAAUACAUGCUACAUUCAUAGAACUUGAUAAAACGUCAUUAAAUAAAUCAAUCAAAUAUACUACUACCAAAAAAUCAAAUAUACACGUAUAGGUGCGGUUUUUACAAUGCGUCAUAGAUUAUAGUGUCCGUGCCGUGUUCACUGGUCACCAAGUAAGGUGAAGUAAUUGCGCGGCUUUUGUGUAAUUUAUUUUAGAUCUGUGUUCAAAUUUGUGUCAUAUUAAAAUGUGUUGUCACAUAGUUAAUGUUAACAGUUUUGUAAAGAUUAUGUAGGGUUUGCAUUUAAUAUUUUAUUUUGUACGUAUUGGAUUGUCUCGUUUUUAUUAACUUUAUAAGUAUUAUUAUAUCUUGCCUAUGUUUAGUGUCCGCUUUGUGUGUCACAAUAGUUUCGUUUUGUAAUUCUUGGAAUGUAGGUAUAGUUAUUUCAUGAUUUAAAAGUAGUUUUGUGUGAGGAUUUUCUUUUUUGAAGCACUAGUUUUUUAUUAUCUUAUUAAUUAAUAAUUUUAUUCCAAGGUGUCACAUACUUACCUCUGAAAGAGUAAAAAAACACAUAAUAUAUAAAGUUACAUGCACAAUAUGUACGUUUCACAGCUGGGCGGGCACCUUUCAUUUCUGAAAUGGUUAUGAAACAAUUAGCGCGUAAUUGCGUCUUGGUGGAGUUCACGUCUCCGAAACAUUUGUUUUCCUCCGACAUACAGGUUACCUCAAGGUGAUCUUCUUCCGUUACAGCUUAUUAAAGUGCACUGCUGAACAUUCGCCUCCCCCAUAUAUUGACCCAUAGGGAUAUUUGCCAUAGUGGUUUUUUUUUAUUUGCCAUUGGCAAGCGGGUUGGCAAUCGCAGUUUUUUUAUUUUUUAGUCGUUAUUAGGAAGAUGCUGUUGCCCAUCUCCUGGUUUUUGUUUCCCUCUGUCGCCUCUUCCGACACCCAUGGGAGGAUAUUGGGUAGUGGAUAUUCUUACACCGCCAAUACAUGGUUCUUUACUGCUGUGUUAAAAUUAGCAUUUAGAAUUGCCAUUAUUAAUUUCCAAGUCAAAGUAUCUUUAUUAAAAAUUGGCACAUUUAAGUCAAUUUCAUCAAGUCCCUACUGCGGGAAACCUUGUGGGAAGACUCACACGGCGUGGCGCCACAAUUUCAUUGGUGCCGGCGGGGAUCGACCCCGGGUUGCUUGCGCACUAUGUUAAAUGGCAAGCAGGCCGGUACGACAUUCAGACACAAUCUCGAGUUUAAACUGGAACUGCACAAUGUCGACAUUUGUGUAUUAUGUUUUAGACUAAACUAAAAUUUACACAUUGUGAAGUGAAUAAUUAAGUUUACAGGAUUUAACUUCUAAGCUACCAUGUACCAAUAAUAUGGAGGUGUGUUGAUUUCAAAUGUAUUGAGAACAAGAUAUUAGUAGUUUUUAAAUAUUCCUUUUGAAAAUAUUUACGAUAUGCCUAAAUGCAGUCUGCAUAUUUGUCAUGAUUUCUUUUAAUAAAAAGAAUAGAAAAUUUUAUAAGUGUGAUGUUAAAAUGAAUAAAUAACAAGAACCUGCUAUAUCUCAUAUAAUUAUGGGUUAUAUUGUACAUUUAACUAGUUCACUAUGUUGGUGAUAAUUACGAAAUCGAAAGAUAUGUACACGUAACAUUUUGCAUAGUUUGAUGUAGUGCAGAAAAUCUGUUUUUCAAAUUUUUGUGGGUGAGAUACGGACACUUACAUAAUUUAUGAAUUUACAAUAUAGUAGUAAUUGUAUUGAUAAUAAUAAUCUAGUCGGAAAUAUAAGCCAUUGCAAUAUUUUAAUAAAUAAAUGUCAUUAUCUCAUUUUUAGACAAUUUUCAUAUCAAUAUGUCAUGACAUUAAAUUAAUGUAAGAAUCAAUAACAAAAAUGUAUAAUGAAAUUUUUAACUUAGAAUACUUGAUAAGCAUUGAAUAUUAUUUAUAAAGUGUAAUUAAAUAAUAUUGUUCUGUAUGGUUACUAUAGUUAAUAAUUGUGUAUACCUAUGUAUCAAUUAAAACAUUAG
This is a messenger RNA of Parnassius mnemosyne (clouded apollo), 3731 nucleotides long. The record is from the annotation of a GenBank genome assembly. Lineage: Eukaryota; Metazoa; Arthropoda; Insecta; Lepidoptera; Papilionidae.